CUCAGUGUGCUGUGAGGACCUAGCGAGCAUCAUCUCUCUCCUCUCCUUACCUUCACUGAGUCGCUCCAUCCUUCCUCCUCCUCCUCCUCUGCUAUGACAUCUCUCACCAGUGGCGCGCUGCAUCUCACGCCGGCAGUCCGACACCGCUCCUCCAUCAUAGACAUGUGCGCCUGGAAUAUCCGCGAUUGAUCGUCGGGUGGCGUCAUUUUUUUUUGGUUUAGUGUUUUGUUUUAUUUAUUGAAAAGAUAUAACAACGAAAGAAGAAAAGGAGGAGGGGGGGCGGCCGUCAUCUCAUACCCCCCUCCGCUCCCUUCAGUCAAGCAGAGCGGCAAGGUGGGGGGAAGGCUUGAAGCCAGCUUGGAUUUAUUUAACAGCAACAUGAUGGAUUUGGGGAGGUCGAUGAUGAUGAUGAUGAAGAGGAGGAGGCUGACCGUGAGGAAAAUGGCCAGACUAAGACGGGACCUCUGGCUUCUCCUCCUGACGGGGCUCCUCGUCGGGGAUUUCUCCUCCUCUAGGGCUGAAUCUUGCGGUGGCGUAAUCCAAGGCCUGAAUGGGACGAUAGAAUCGCCCGGUUUCCCCCACGGCUAUCCCAACUACGCCAACUGUACGUGGCUGAUAAUAACAGGGGAGCGAAACAGGAUCCAGCUCACCUUCGUCACGCUGGCACUAGAGGAAGACUUUGAUAUCGUGUCUGUAUAUGAUGGACAACCAUUGCCUGGGAACCUAAAAAUGAGGUUGUCGGGGUUCAUGCUGCCUUCUCCUUUAGUCAGCAGUGGAUCUAUAUUGGCCUUGUGGUUUACCACCGAUUUCGCCGUCAGUGCACAGGGCUUCAAAGCUGUAUAUGAAGUCCUACCCAGCCAUACGUGUGGAACCCCCGGACUCAUCCCAAAUGGAGUCAUCCAUGGUGCGCGGUACAACAUCGGGGACAAAAUCCGCUACAGCUGCGAGUCGGGUUUCGUCUUGGAGGGACAUAAUAUCCUCACAUGUAUUGUAUCAGCAGGCAGUGGGGCACAGUGGGACUUCCCUUCACCUUUUUGUCGAGCGGAGGGGGCGUGCGGCGGCACAUUACGGGGCACCGCAGGUUCAAUAACCAGCCCCGGAUACCCUGCAGAGUACGACAACAAUCUGGACUGCACGUGGUCAAUCCUGGCUGAACCCGGAGACACAAUAGCUCUUGUCUUCAAUGACUUCUUAUUGGAAGACAAGUACGACUUCCUGGAAAUCAGCGGGACGGAGGCGCCCAGUAUAUGGCUAACUGGUACAACCCUGCCCUCCCCAGUUAUAUCGAGUAAAAACUGGCUACGGAUACACUUUACCUCAGACAGCAACCAUCGAAGGAAAGGAUUCAGUGCUCAGUACCAAGUGAAGAAAGCGAUAGAAUUAAAGUCCAGAGGAGUGAAGAUGAUGCCCAGUAAGGACUCCAGCCACAAAAAUGCAGUUUUGAGUCAAAGCGGCCUGGCAGGAGAUGCGUGUCCAGAUCCUGGAAUUCCAGAAAAUGGCAAGCGAAUGGGAUCAGCCUUCCAAGUCGGCUCCAGUGUCCAAUUCAGUUGUGAUGACAGCUACGUUCUUCAAGGAUCCAAAAGUAUCACCUGUCAGAGAGUGACGGACACACUGGCUGCCUGGAGUGACCACAGGCCCAUCUGCAGAACACGUACCUGUGGGAGCAACCUACGGGGCCCCAGAGGGAUCAUAACGUCUCCUAACUAUCCUGUUCAAUAUGAGAACAAUGCUCACUGUGUUUGGGUCAUCACUGCAUUGGACUCUGCAAAGGUCAUAAAGCUGUCAUUUGAAGAGUUCGACUUGGAACGAGGCUACGAUACACUGACAGUGGGGGACGGAGGGAAGAUAGGAGACACUCGACGGGUACUUUAUGUACUCACUGGCUCCAGUGUACCUGACAUCAUUGUGAGCUUGUCCAAUCAGAUGUGGCUUCAUCUGCAGUCAGAUGACACAAUUGGCUCUGCAGGGUUCAAGGCAGUCUACGAAGAGAUCGAAAAGGGAGGCUGCGGCGAUCCCGGCGUGCCGGCGUUCGGUCGUCGUAGCGGCGAUGGCUUCCAGCACGGUGAUGUGCUGACCUUCUUUUGCCAGUCUGCGUUUGAAUUGGUUGGCGAGAGGAGCAUCACUUGCCAGCAUAAUAACCAGUGGUCUGGUAAUAAACCCAGCUGUGUCUUCUCUUGUUUCUUCAACUUCACGGCCCCAGCAGGAACUGUGCUGUCCCCAAACUAUCCUGAGGAAUACGGCAACAACCUCAACUGUGUGUGGUUGAUUAUUUCGGAACCCGGGAGCCGUAUCCAUCUGCUCUUCUCAGACUUUGACCUGGAGCCUCAGUUUGACUGGUUGGUGGUCAAAGAUGAAGGUCUAUCCGAGCCGACGACAUUUGGGACAUUCUCUGGAAAGGAUGUCCCAUCCCAAAUCGCUUCAAACGGACACAUCAUGAGACUGGAAUUUCAGUCGGAUCACUCCAACACCGGGAAAGGCUUCAAUAUCAGCUAUACAACAUUUGGCCAGAAUGAGUGUCAUGAUCCAGGCGUCCCUGUCAACGGUCAAAGGUACGGGGACCAAUUUCAGCUUGGCAGCUCCGUGGCUUUCCGUUGUGACCAAGGAUUCAUAAGAACACAGGGGUCAGAUCAGGUCACCUGCAUCAUUCAGGAUGGAAAUGUUGUUUGGUCUGCGGCGGUGCCUCGCUGUGAAGCUCCAUGUGGAGGCCAUCUCACCGCUCCGACUGGAGUUCUUCUGUCUCCUGGAUGGCCUUCAUUCUAUAAAGAUUCUCUCAACUGCCAGUGGGUGAUCGAAGCACUGCCUGAUCAUGCUGUGAAGAUACACUUUGACAGGUUCCAGACUGAAGUCAACUAUGAUACACUAGAGAUCAGGGAUGGCCCCUCAUCUUCCUCCCCCCUGAUUGGUGAAUACCACGGCACCCAGGCACCUCAUUUCCUGAUUUCUACGUCCAACUUCCUGUUCCUGUUGUUCACCACUGACAACAGUCGCUCAGCGACGGGCUUCAGCAUCAGAUACGAGAGUGUGAAAAUGGAGUCCGACUCUUGUCUUGACCCGGGUAUUCCAGUCAAUGGGCGUCGCCAUGGCAGCAGCUUCUCCAUCGGCUCCCGUGUCUCGUUUACAUGCGACCUAGGAUAUACGCUGAGUGAUCAGGAGCCCAUUGUUUGCGAGCAAAAUCAUCAGUGGAGUCACGCUCUUCCCAGCUGUGAUGCUCUGUGUGGAGGCUACGUUUAUGGAAAAAUGGGCACCAUUCUUUCACCGGGAUUUCCUGACUUCUAUCCCAAUUCUUUGAAUUGCACCUGGACCAUAGAGGUAUCUCAUGGUAAAGGAGUCCACCUUGUUUUCCAUACUUUCCAUUUGGAGGAGAACCAUGACUACCUGUCCAUCACAGAGGACGGCAAUUUCCUGGUUCCAGUAGCCCGACUAACUGGCUCAGUGCUGCCCUCGAGUGUUAAAGCGGGUCUCUUCGGGAAUUUCACUGCCCAGCUACGAUUCAUAUCAGAUUUUUCCAUGAGCUAUGAGGGAUUUAAUAUUACGUUUUCAGAAUACGACUUGGAGCCUUGUGAGGAUCCAGGAGUACCAGCGUUCAGCAGACGAACGGGAUUCAGAUUUGAAGUCGGUGACUCGCUGGCCUUCUCUUGUUUCCAUGGUUACCGACUCGAGGGCGACAGCAAGAUCACCUGCCUCGGUGGAGGCAGACGAGUGUGGAGCAACACACUGCCCAGAUGUAUAGCUGAGUGUGGAGCCACGUCUUUGGGACCAGAAGGUGUUCUUGUCUCUCCGAACUUUCCAUCCAACUACGACAAUAACCACGAGUGCAUCUAUCGCAUCACUACAGAGAAGGGACAAGGAAUCAGGCUGAAAGCCGAGAGCUUCUCUCUGCAGGAUGGAGACUCUCUCAGGGUGUAUGAUGGCGAGAACAGUUCAUCCCGUCUCCUUGGCAACUUCACCCGUGAAGUCAUGAUGGGUCACGUCAUUAAUAGUACCUCCAAUCACUUGUGGCUGGAGUUCAACAGCAACGCCUCUGGAACCACUCAGGGCUUUCACCUCACAUACACAAGUUUUGACCUGGUACGGUGUGAGGAACCAGGUGUCCCUAGUUAUGGCUACAAAAUCCAGGACGACGGCCAUUAUGCCAACACUUUUGUCCUUUACUCCUGCAACCCUGGCUACAGUCUCCAUGGCAGCAGCACACUGACCUGUCUUAGUGGAGACAGACGCGUUUGGGACAAACCACUUCCAUCCUGUAUUGCCGAGUGUGGAGGUCACAUAACUGGAGCAGUGUCUGGACGAAUUUUGUCUCCGGGAUACCCUGCCCCAUAUGACAACAACCUCCACUGCACCUGGACUAUAGAGGCUGAUACUGGCAAGACUAUCAGUCUCCACUUCAUUGUCUUUGACACUGAAAUUGGCCAUGAUACCUUAAGAGUUUGGGAUGGACCAUCUGGACCGUUGGAUGGAGGGAUCCUUUUGAAAGAGUGGUCGGGUCCAGCUUUGCCUGAAGAUAUCCACUCCACUUUCAACAUACUCACACUUCAAUUUGACGCUGACUACUUCAUCAGCAAGCAGGGAUUUUCCAUCCAGUUCUCCACCACAACAGCAACAACCUGCAAUGACCCCGGCAUCCCAGUAAAUGGCUCUCGAUAUGGGGACAGUAAGGAGCCCGGUGACAGUAUGACGUUCCAGUGUGACCCCGGCUAUCAGCUCCAAGGCCCUGAUACCAUCAUCUGUGUCCGCAUGGAUAACAGGUUCUUCUGGCAGCCCGACCCUCCAACAUGCAUGGCAACCUGUGGAGGUAACGUCAGCAGUCCUUCUGGAGUGAUCCUGUCUCCUAACUACCCCCAACCUUACCCUCCGGGGAAAGAGUGCGAUUGGCGAAUCCGAGUCAACCCAGACUUUGUCAUUGCGCUCAUCUUUAAAAGUUUUAACAUGGAGCCCAGUUAUGACUUCUUGCACAUCUAUGAGGGCGAAGACUCUAAUGGGCCACUGCUGGCGAGUCUCCAAGGUAACCAGGCCCCUGAGCGCAUCGAGAGCAGUGGUAACUGUCUCUUCCUGGCAUUCCGAUCGGACGCCUCUCUAGGAAUGUCUGGCUUUGCCAUUGAGUUCAGAGAAAAACCAAGGGAGGCCUGUUUUGAUCCUGGUAACAUUAUGAACGCUAGUCGGACCGGACAUGACUAUAAACUGGGCUCUCAGGUGUCCUACAACUGUCACCAUGGCUACACAAUAAUGGGCGGGGAAACCAUAACCUGUGUGAUGGGGCGUGAUGGGAAGCCGGUGUGGGAUAAGGCUCUACCGUCCUGUAAAGCACCCUGUGGUGGACAGUAUGGCGGAUCUGAGGGAGUGGUUCUAUCUCCAAACUACCCUCUAAACUACACCACCAGACAAAUGUGCCCCUACUACAUCACUGUGCCGCCACAGUUUGUUGUUUUCGGUCAGUUUGCCGUCUUCCAGACUGCGAUGAACGACUCUGUGGAGCUGUUUGAUGGAGCCAAUGAGAACUCACGAUUGCUAAGCUCUCUGGCAGGAUCACAUUCAGGAGAGACGUUACCACUGGCUACUUCCAAUCAGAUCAUGCUGCGCUUCAACGCCAAGAGUGGUCAAUCAGCUAAGGGCUUUCACUUUGUCUACCAAGCUGUGCCUCGGACCAGUGACAGUCAGUGUAGCUCGGUGCCAGAGCCUCGUUACGGCAGGCGAAUCGGGUCAGAGUUCUCGGCCGGAUCGGUGGUCCGGUUCGAGUGCAGUCCAGGAUAUCUGUUAAAGGGACCAAGCGCAAUCUGGUGCCGGGCUGUACCGGGAGCUCUGGCACAGUGGAAUGCAACAACGCCAAGCUGUAUCGUUCCCUGCAGCGGCAAUUUGACCGAACGUCGCGGCACCAUCUUGUCUCCUGGCUAUCCGGAGCCAUACCCAAACAGUCUCAACUGUCUGUGGAGAAUCCAUGUCAGCGAAGGGGCUGGGAUACAGAUCCAAGUGAUGACAUUUGCCACAGAGCACAACUGGGAUUCUCUGGAGAUCUACGAUGGAGGAGACAUGACGGCUCCUAAAUUAGGGUCAUUUUCUGGAACUACAGCUCCCGCCCUCCUUAACUCCACGUCCAAUCAGCUUCUCUUGCACUUUCAGAGUGACAUUAGUGUUGUUGCUGCAGGUUUUCACCUUGAGUAUAAAACGGUUGGCUUGACUACUUGUCCAGAGCCGAUGAUCCCAGCAAACGGCAUUAAAACAGGAGACAGGUACAUGGUCAAUGAGGUAGUGGCCUUCACCUGUGAGCCUGGGUAUGACUUACAGGGUCACUCUCACAUUUCCUGCAUGCCUGGGACUGUGCGUCGAUGGAACUACCCACCUCCUCUUUGCAUCGCGCGUUGUGGCAAGGUGCUGUCUGAGGUCACUGGGGUCAUCUUGAGUCCGGGUUUCCCUGGCAACUACCCAGGCAACCUGGACUGCACCUGGCAAAUCAUCUUGCCAACAGGAUAUGGAGCCCAUAUCCAGUUCCAGAACUUUUCAUCUGAGGACAACCAUGACUUUUUGGAAGUGCGGGCGGGACCCCAGCACAGCUCGGCUCUUAUUGGACAGUUCACUGGGUCGCAGCUUCCACCCCCUCUGCUAAGUACCACUCACCAGACCAUCAUUCACUUCUACAGCGACCAUUCAGAGAACAGACUGGGGUUCAAGCUCACUUAUCAAGCUUAUCAACUUCAGAACUGCCAGGAUCCUUCUCCUUUCACCAAUGGUGACAUCAUCAACAGUGACUACAGUGCUGGACAGUCAAUAACAUUCCAGUGUUACCUUGGAUAUGUUUUAAUUGGACACCCAGUCCUGACAUGCCUGCAUGGAACAAACCGCAAGUGGAACCACCCUUUUCCACGCUGUGAGGCUCCUUGUGGCUACAAUGUGACGGCUGAAAAUGGGACCAUUUAUUCACCCCAGUAUCCCAAUGAAUACCCCAAUUCCCAAGAUUGUAGUUGGCUCAUCACCGUUCCCCACGGACACGGAGUUUACAUCAACUUCACCUUGUUGCAGACAGAGCCUGUCACUGAUUACAUCGCCGUCUGGGACGGUCCAGAUGGGUCCAGUCCUCAGCUGGGCGUAUUCAGCGGCAACACAGCUUUAGAGUCGGCCUACAGUUCCAGCUCCAAGGUUCUGAUUCGCUUUCACUCUGACUUUUCAACUGGCGGAUUCUUCAUACUCAACUUUCAUGCCUAUCGUCUGAAGAAAUGCCCUGCUCCCCCUGUAGUGGAGAACGCAGAGAUAAUCUAUGAGGACGAAGACUUCCUAAUAGGUGAUAUUGUGACUUAUCGUUGUCUGCCUGGUUACACACUAGUCGGAAAGGCGGAGCUCACGUGUACACUCAACUCCCAUUUACUGUUUGAGGCCCCGCCCCCAACUUGUCAAGCCCAGUGCCCUGCCAAUGAGGAGCGAUCUUCAUCAUCAGGGGUCAUACUCAGUCCCAUGUUUCCUAGCAACUACCCCAACAGCCAAACCUGCUCCUGGCUGCUGCGAAUGCUUCCAGGUUACAUCAUCAAUAUCUACGUUGAAAUGUUCCACAGUGAGAAACAGUUUGACGAGCUGGAAAUUUUUGACGGAUCGUCAGGACAGAGCCCUUUGCUUGUGGCUCUCAGUGGAAACCACUCAUCUCAGCUCAACUUCACCUCCAAAACCAAUCAGCUUUACCUACGCUGGUCCACUGACCACGCAACCAACAAGAAGGGAUUCAAGAUAAGAUACUCAGCUGCGUACUGUAGUAUUAAUGAUCUCCCAGUGAAUGGGGGCGUGACCAACCGAACCAAACUUCGCCUAGGUAGCAGACUUCAGUUCUACUGUACCCAUGGUUACCGUCUGGUAGGCUCUAUGAAUUCCACUUGUAGACUCCACCCCAAUGGGCUUUACCAGUGGGACACACCUCCACCAUUCUGCCAAGCCAUCUCCUGUGGGAUCCCUCAGUCACCAGGCAAUGGCAGCUUCCAUGCCUACCAGUAUACUGUGGGCAGUCAAGUGACCUACCAAUGUAACCAUGGUUACCACCUUGAUCCCAGUCUUCCAGUGACAGCUGCAUGUAUGGAGGACGGCAGUUGGAGUAAUGCUGCCUCACCCACUAGAUGCCUCCCCAUCCACUGUACGAGCAUUGAGGGCACCUUGUCAGAUCACAUGACCUACCGUCUUCUGUCUGGUAUGCUGGGAGAGUUUGGUUCUGUGGUCAUGCUGGAAUGCUUAGCAGGCUACUCUUUCGGGGCGGGGCAUCGGACACUGCGCUGUCUUGCCAACGGGACUUGGGAGGGGUCUGAUGGACCAGCCACAUGCAAGAUUUUGUCCUGUGGAGAUCUUCCCUCUCCGCCCUUUGGCACCAAACUGGGCACACUGACUACGUUUGGAGCUACUGCGAUCUUUAUGUGUAACCAUGGUUACACAUUGGUGGGGUCACACGUCAGAGAAUGUGGAGCUAACGGGCUGUGGAGUGGUUCCGAGACCAGGUGUCUUGCUGGCCACUGCGACUCUCCGGAUCCUAUCGUCAAUGGGCACAUUAGCGGCGAUGGCUCUAGUUACCGCGACACAGUGGUAUACCAGUGCAUGCUGGGAUAUCGGCUGAUUGGCACAUCAGUCAGAAUCUGCCAACAAGACCAUCGGUGGUCUGGAACAACACCUGUUUGUGUCCCCAUCACUUGCGGUCACCCAGGCAACCCAGCCAAUGGACGGACAAACGGCAGCGAGUUCAACCUCAACGACGUUGUCAACUUCACCUGUAAUAAAGGUUACAUCCUGAGUGGAAAUGCACGCGCUCAGUGUCGACUCAACGGCCAGUGGAGCAGCCCCCUACCGGUCUGCAAAGUGGUAAACUGUUCCGACCCCGGGCACGUGGAGAAUGGUGUUCGUCAGUCGGGCCUACGCUACCCAGAAGUCUUCAGCUACGGUGUAACAGUGGUUAUCCACUGUAAAAGAGGCUUCUUCCUGCUGGGCUCGGCGCUCCUCACGUGCCAACAUGAUGGACGCUGGGACAGACCCACCCCUCGAUGCUUGGCCAUUUCUUGUGGUGACCCUGGUUUGCCCCCAAGCGUGGUCUUGUCUGGGACGCGCAUCUGGACGUACGGCUCUGUGCUGCAAUACUCAUGUCUGCCAGGGGGGGUGCUGGUGGGCAAUGCUACACGCCACUGUCAAGAGGACGGCACUUGGAGUGGGGCGCCGCCCUACUGCACUGGUUUGAGUCCAGGGAUGUGCGGGGACACGGGGGUCCCUCCCCACGGUGGCCGUUUAGGAGGAGAGGAGUUUAAAACCAAGAGCCUGCUGCGUUUUAGCUGCGAGGCGGGAUACAAUCUGAUUGGCUCCGCUGAGAGGACGUGCCUCCACAACGGCACCUGGAGUGGAACGCAGCCCGUUUGUCAAGCUGUAUCUUGUGGCAACCCCGGCACCCCGGCCCAUGGCAGGAUCGUCUUCAAUGAUGGCAUCACCUUCGGCAGCUCGGUGGCUUACGCAUGCUGGGAAGGGUUCAAAACAUCGGGCCUGACCACCAGACACUGCACAACGAAUGGGACGUGGACGGGACAACCUCCAGACUGCACUGUGAUCAGUUGUGGAGACCCGGGGCCAAUAGCCAACGGCGUCUAUUUGGGACGCGAGUUCACUUUUAACCACACGGUGGCCUACCGUUGUAACCCGGGUCACCUUAUGGAUCCAUCUGGACUGGGAUGCAGUGUUUUACGCUGCACUAAAGAUGGAACGUGGAACCAAACCAAACCCAGCUGUAAAGUGAUCCAGUGUGGACCACCCCCUCAAGUGCAACAUGGAGAAGUGCAAGGAACAGACCAUUCUUGGGGAUCAAGUGUUAGCUACACUUGUUUCCAUGGUUACCAGUUGUCCAUUCCAACUGUGUUGACCUGUGAGGGGAAUGGAACGUGGACAGGAGAUGUCCCGCAGUGUCUGCCGGCUCUGUGUGGUGAUCCAGGCUCUCCUGGAGGAGGAUUCAGAGAAGGGAGCAUCUUUACUUACCGGUCAGAGGUCAGAUUCUACUGCCAGACCCCCUAUUUGUUGGUUGGCUCUGCCUCCAGAGAGUGCCAGGCUGAUGGGAUGUGGAGUGGCCAACAACCAGCUUGUAUAGAUUCGGCGUUGAACAGCUGUCGUGACCCAGGAACACCAGCGUAUGGUAUCCCAGUCCAGGCUCAGGGCCUUCAGGUUGGAAGUAAAAUUUCAUUUAAGUGUCGCAAAAACUACCACAUCCUUGGUUCCACCACAAGAACGUGUUUAGAAAAUCUCACCUGGAGUGGAACACAACCUGAAUGUAUUGCCCACUCGUGCCGUCAGCCCGAGACCCCCAGUAACAUGGAUGUUCGCUCUUUGGACCUGCCGACAUUGGGAUAUACUCUCAUCUACACCUGUCAAGACGGGUUCUAUCUGGCCAGUGGAUCGGAACACAGAACAUGUAAAAUUGAUGGGAGAUGGUCAGGGAAACCACCACUGUGUAAAGUUGGAGUUAAAGUCAAUCCCAAAGGCAGAGGAGAGGCAGACAUCCAGAAGAACAAAAUUCGAGUUCCAGUGGAUGUUUUCUCCCUCAACUCAGAAUGGAGAGGUUUCUACGAGUAUCUGGGCAAGCGACAGGCCACCACAUUCACAGUGACUGGCUUUAAUGCGACCAGCGGAAGGGUUAACAUCACUUUACUGGAGACCAGCGGAGUGUCCAUCAGACUAUCUGGUACCUACAAGUCUGAGGAGAACCAGCUUCUUUUGAAGGUCUAUCAGGUCAAAGGGCCCACAGAGCAUUACUACAACAAGUUUAAGAAUGACAACUGGGCAAUGGAUGGAUACGUGACUGCAGAAUCAGACCAGAAAACAUUUGUCUACCAGGGGCAUAUUCACAGUAAAGACUUUGGCAAGUUCCAUCUGACGAGGCAAGGCCCUGUAACCACAGUGAUAGACCCAUCCAACCCGUAUACGAACAGCAGCUCUGUGGCAGCAGCCAUCUUGGUUCCUUUCUUCGCCCUCAUUCUGUCUGGAUUCGCCUUCUACCUCUACAAGCACAGGACAUUGUCUGCUGACACAGAUGACAAUGAAAGACCCAAAGAUACCUGGGGGCCAGGCGGCAGAACCCGUCCCAAGGUCCAGUUCAAUGGCUACGUGGGCCAUGAAAGCACCAAUGGCCAAGCAUCAUUCGAAAACCCGAUGUACGACACAAACAUGAAGCCCACCGAGGCAAAGGCCGUUCGAUUUGACACCACGCUCAAUACAGUAUGCACUGUGGUAUAGUCCAUCAUGCCCACCGAUACCUAAAAACAGCAGUCCAGCCUGGCUGUCUGCGGUGUGGUUUAAUCCAACAGGACAAACAAACAAACUCAUGAAUGGCACUGGAGCAGUCUGUGUGGUGGCGUGCUGGUCAGCAUACACUGCAGUGUUGUGCCUCUGCUUCCUCCCAACAUGAGGAUCCACCGUCUGUCCCUCUAGUCUUCACAUGUGAUAAUGGGAGUAGACAGGGAUGUCAUUAAAGAGUUCAUUUGUCAGGGGCUUUAGGGAUGAAGGAAAAACAGGCAAGUCCAGUGAUUCUUAACUUCCACCAUAGAAAGGUGUAACUGCACCAAUGGCCUUUUGAUACGGGAAUAGUUUUUUACCCCAAUCCAAUUCCAUACCCCUAUGCCAAAUACAUAUGCACAGUGGUAAAAGGCUUACUGGCUGCCCCACUGGGUACCAGGAUGGGUUAGGCAGGAUAAAGUUGGAUUUAAUGGCAACUUGGAUAGGCUUUUUUUGCUGGAAGGUGCACAAACUAUCGUGACAUUGGCAUCUAAAUGGACUAAACCGAGUGACCAGUUGCAUCAGACCUGAAGUCAAGUGCAGAAUGCAAAUGGUCCUUGGAGCGGUCGUUUCAACGUUUGAAAACCUUUUUAGCCUGCUUAGACUAUUGGAAGGUUUCAAUUUAUUAACAGAGGACAAUCACAAAAGUUGUCUCUACCUUUCACUAUUUGCUAUAUGCCUUUUUGUAUUACGACAAUAUCUGCCACCCAAUGAGACUAAACCAUCAGAAACUUGUCAAUUCUCUAUGUAGUAGUGAUUCACAUAGCUGAUGGUAUGGGGCCUAUUCCCACUCAAUGCAUUCAAAUUGUGCAGUCUUAAGGUGUACAGGUAGUCCGCCUUGUGCCCACGGUCCAGUGGGAUAUUCCCCACCCAUGAUCCUGAACCUGUGAACCAGUCCUCCUAUAGCUCCUAUAAAUCACAUUUUAACACCCUAAAACAGUCCAAGACAACAAAUAGACAAUACGGAAGCAGAAAUCCACAUUAUUGAGAUGUUGCAAGCAAUUGUGAGGUUUCAAACAGUCCGUACUUGGACUUACCAGGAUUCCGUGCUCGUUGACUGAACAAGAGGAGACCUUGAGGCAAUAAACUGUCAGAAUUGUCGACCCAGGAUUGAAAAGUCUUUAUGUCCCUAGUGGAGGAGGAGGAUAUCAGCCAGGUGAUAUUUUUAUCAUUCAGCCACAAAAUCAAAAGCAGAUGAAGACACUAAGAGACGGUUUGAGUGACUGACAUUAGACAAAUGGACGGAGGAUCUUCUCUGUUUGUGUACUGGGAUAGAGACAAGCCCGGGUUGCUAUGGAAACAGAGGCAAAUUGUCUCUUCUGGCAUUUUUCUUCAGUGAAGAUAUUGAUGAACUUAUGUUCAAAACCCAGUGGCCCAAUGGGACUUCCCAAUCCGCUGCUGCUGGGACCGCCCAAGUAUAAACUUUAUAGACUCUUAAACCGCACAAAUUUUGCACUAGUGUGUUUUUCUGACUGGGUUAUGAACAAAAAAUAAUUUUGGGGUAAGAAAUGGUUUUGGAAAAUGAGUCCUUCAAAUUAAGAAUUUUAUUCAAAGCUUAUAUCUUUCAAAAAAAAAAAAAGAUGAUUAAUUGAUGGCUAAUUACAGGGUUCCAGAGUGUUUGUAUAUACACAUUUAUAUUUCACACCCCUGCCCUUGCUGAAGGUGUGAGAAUCCGCUACAGCCCUGUAUAUUUUAUUGCCGUGACAAGAAAGUUAUGGUGAAUUUACCUGUGGACCUCCGGCCUUCUUGUGUGUCAUAUUGGCACCAUCGUUGUGUUCAUGCUCUGGAAGCUCAUGCCGACCUGCUACUAAAGGUCUCCUAAAUAGCAGACAGUGUGACGCUUCACACUAAGACGGCAUCAUGUAUCUCAGUGUGAACUCAUUGAUUCCACAUAGCAGUAGCAGAAGUUUUCAGAAUGAACAAAGUCUUUAAAAAGAUGUGUUGUUAAUGUCCCCAACCACUCCAAUGCGUCUUUUAAUGCACUUUUUCACCCCAACACACCUUUUUAAAGAGCACACAGCCUUUCAUCACUUAAAAGUACAAUUUAUCUGAGCAAAUUAGCUCUUUAUUGUGUUUUGCACCUUCCCAAUCAAUACAAGGCAAGGUAACAUUAAAAAGCUGAGUUUUCCAAACUGACGGCAAGAAAGAAAGGUUUUUAUUUCCUCCGUACACAUUCCUCACUUCCAGGUUAGCGUACCAAUUCAAAGAGUGAUGUCAUGAAUAUAACAGGAUACUUGAAGGGUGACCAAACUGGAUCACUACGUAUUUAUGCUACAGAAGCUCAACUAUUGCUGUCUGAAGAUAUCUACGGUAAAAUAGACAGUGGAACCUGUAAUGUCCAACAAUCUAUGACUGGUAUACUGCUUGUGUGGAAGGAUCUCAUUAUAAUUACUCGUCUUUCCAACAAUUUUGAGUAAACACAAACUUUUGCAACAUCCUAAAGCAUGGGUUUUUUUGGCUGCAGGACCCACCAUCACGCCUCAGUGACCCAAACUGCACAAAUGUUGCACAACUCAAACUUCUCAAACAUCUUACAUUUAAAGGGACUUUCGCGGCACACCAUGACCUGCAGAAUGAGGCGGUGGCCUCGCUCUUCUCCAGCAGAUAUCCGCAGCUGUGUGUCGGAUGGACAACACGUUAGGUCCCCACUCAAAUGUCCUUCCCCUCCCACUCAAGUUUGACAAAGUCGCUCAUAAACAUGGCACGCACCUCAUGGCCGCGUCGCAAGCAAAUCGCUCAGACAAGAAUGCAAGGUGCAUUCACGAACAUCGGGUCAUUACGUUAUUAAUUUUUUGCCUCGGCAAAGACACGCAACCCACCAGUUCAAAAUCACUGUUCCAAAGGAUCCUGUUAACUUCCAGCAUCAUGUCAAUCAGGUGUUUUCAAAGUGUGGCACAGAGAGCCUCCCCUCAGAGGAUAUCAUUUGAUUGGGGGCUCCCCGGUUUUUAUCAAGCUGCUGCACCACGACAGUCUCAGACACGUCUAAAGUGUGGUGUUGCUUUAGAAAAUUCCAAUCAGCUCUACAUUUAGAACAUUGGAUAUGCAUGUUUUGAAAAAGUGUAUGAAUGAUUUUGGACAUGGGGGUUUUUGUCAGAAUAUCAAAAAGAAUGAAUACAGUAAUCCCUUGUUUAUUGUGGUUGAUUGGCUCCAGAUCCAACAGCGAUAAGUGAAUUUCUGCAAUGUACAAUUCCUUAGUUAUACAUCUAAUAUUUUCGUAGUUAAAUCACAUAAAACCUGUUUACGACCUUUUAAAUGUGAUUUUUAACAUUAUUAGAGCGCUCCGGACAUUAAAUAACACCCCUAUAGCCACUUUACACUUAUAUUAGUUAACAUAAUAAGAUAAAAUAAUACAUAUAAAACAUCAAAAAUUACAUGACAUAGACUCCCACAUGUUAGUAUUGGGAGAGUUUCUUGGUGUUUCUUUUUUUACUUCUUUCUGUACAAUACUUCCUGCGGUGGCUAUUGUCUCAUCAAUGUAACAUCACUGACACCUAGUGACCAGUGUAGAAUACUACAUAUCAUCACAUCUUUUAUUUUAAUUCAAUUUGUAUCGUAUAUUAUUUUCAUUGAAAUUUUUUUUUCUAUGCUUCAAAAUACUUAAUUUUGGCAAAAAUUACGUAAAUGUGCCUAAAUAAGCAAGAAAUAAUAGGCCGUAUUCAACCACAAAACGGGGAUUUAUCAGUUAAUAUGUUUUCGAAGAACAGUGAAAUUCGAGGCGCAAAGUGGCGAGGGAUUACUGUAUAAUCUAACACUUCUUUACGGUCUUUUGCCAGAAACUACCCACAAUUCUUAACUCAAAUUUUGGCUGGAACGUGAGUCAUUUGGGGCUUAACUAUACGUGUAAAAGUACAGGGACAUGCAAGUCGUGUGCUGACGUGUUGUGUUUUUUUGUGCAACUUUAGAGGCAUAUUUUCCUCCCAAAUCUUGACUUUAUAGGUUCCACUGUGCACCAUAUCUUCAGUUCUGGAGUAGACAUAAAGACAACAUGCACAAUGUCAGCGCCCCCUUAUGGGGAAAUAUUGGGUGUUUCAAGUUUUGACGUGUGAUGCUGGAAGCUCACUGCAGCAAAUAUGCAAGCUUCAGCUGAUUUUUUUUUUUUUUUUGCAUUAUCAGUCAAAACCUACACACAGUAGUCUGCAGCAUGCAGCAACGUGAAUGUGUCUGAAAUGUCUGAAAAGAUGCUGCAUUGGGUUUUGAUGCCAGAUGUAACUGCUGUCAGUGUGUGCAUUCCAGUAUCUGCAGGCUUGUUUCACACCGCACACUCAACAUUCUCACAUUAGGUUUGCGCUUCAGGCAUUUUUUUGUUUGUAACCUUCAUGACUUUGUCCACAUUAAUUUUACAUUGUGGUUUGUUGCUGUAUAAAUAAUUCACCUUCAAUCUGUCCAUCAUGAACUUGCAAACAAUACACGAGAAAUCCGGUUCACACAAAUAAGAACGACUUUUGCUGGAAACUAAUCUUAAAAAGUAAGAAGAACAUGACGUGGUUGUUAAUUUAUCCUGAGAAAUUAGAAUAAAUUGCUAAAUACACUGAAAUGACCCCAAAGAAUGACAACAGAAUCAAAAGACUCGUAUGUAGUAGUGUAGCUUUUAAAGACAACCGUUAAAGGCAGCUCGUCACAAAAUGGUUGCGUUUGUUAAUCGCUGUAUGCUGGUGUGCACCCAUUGAAUUGAUCUAAUUAUAUCAUUUGAGGCAUAAUAGAACCUGAAAUUAAGAGGCUGCAAGGGUUCCACAAUAAAAGGUCUAAUUUUAACUGCUAAUGGCAUGCUGCUGAUCUCUGAAGUGUGCCCAACACAAAAAUGUAGACUCUCUUUAUUAUAGUCCUCUUUGUCGUGCCAUGUAACGAUUAAAGUUGCACUGCAAGAGGUUACAUUUGGGUGGGAAUUGAGCUGAAUGCACAGUGAGCGUGUGUGCUCGUCCUCAAAGGUUACUGGUGCCGUAAUAGGGUCUCCAGCCUGCAGCCACAAUCAGAACUUAUUACAGGGAUCUCUGUGAGAUAGUGGCUGUGCGGAAUGAGCAAACUACAUGGAAUGAAAUGCAAGGGUAAUGUUUACCUUUCACUAACUUAGCUGUGGAGAGAUACUGAUUUGGCAAAUGGAUCAUUACAGUCGUCCCUCGUUCAACACGGUUAAUUAGCAUUGGAAAAGUUCCUUAUUCUAGUUUGUCGAACGUCACUUUUGAUAUACUUAUAUUUGUUUUUUAUUAAACUAACGUGAAUCCGCCAUGCAUAGAUGUACAAUCUAACAAUACUGCUAGCUUUGUUUACGCCACAUUGUGCACCGAUUAUGCGCAGGCUGCGGGAUCUCUGAAUUGACACAAGACGGCCACCGCUCUAACAAUAGCAAUCUACCGAGCUAACUAGUUAGCCUCCAAUGUGUUUAUGCUAAACUUCAGAAUAGGUUUGAAACUGAGUGGGGAAGGACAAAGUAAGAAGCCGAAUGGGUACCACUUCCACAUGGAAUGGGAGGAGAAUUCUUCACUACGUCAUGACGGACUGCAAGGACCAAUGGCUGCAAGUUAAAUGUAAAAAUAUCUCGUCAAUGUAACAUUACUGACGCCUAGUGAACAGAAUAGUACAUGUAACUUCCAAUAUUGUUUGACUAAUGGGCCAUGCCUUGCAAUUGGCUUGCAACCAGUCCAGGGUGUACCCCGCCUCCAUUCAUUCAUUUAUUCAUUUAUUUCGCGAUGUAGCGAGGGACGACUGUAUUAGACUUUCUCCGUAAUCCAGUAUACGGCAAUCAAAAGUGGGAUCCUGAUUCUAGAAAAUAGUGCGGUUGUGUAAAACGGCCUUACCAAAUGAUCAUAGAACUUACCAAGUGCCCUUCUUUCCCAGCAGCCUCCUGUUUUAGCACACAGCACAGCUUCCGGUCUGCUUGGAAACACUCUGGCAACAUCAGUGUAAGCCGGUAAAGUCAGGCCUUCAAAAUAAAAGAAGCACGCCAGUACAAUAACGAUUGAACCUCAGUAGGCUGUCGGAAAGUUGGGGUUGGGGGGUGGGUAACCGGUGGAAAUUCUGGGGGAAGACCAACAACUUAUUUUCCAGAAAAUGUCCCUUAUUGUCACAUUUUCAAACGCAUAUGGGCAGACCCUCCAAACAUGAACACAAUCCGUUCUGUGUGCUUCAUUUCUGCGUGUCGAUCGGGACAUACACUCAAAUGAUGUAUUUCUUGUUUGUGUGAAGUAGAUUUAUUACAGUAUCGUUUCAACAAAUCCCAAAAAAAUAUAUUUUUUCAAAGCGAGGGAGGUCCUUCAGGAGGUCAGCAGUGGUCACCAUCACUGUCAUCAUCACCGCCAUCCUUUUUGUCUCCAUUGUGAUGUGCUGCUCAACUUGAAAUUGCAACAGAAGAUACAUUUUUGUACAGAAAUAUAUUUUUUAUGGAGAGUUUGUUUAAAAAAAAAAACAACAAAUUAUUAAAUAUGCUGUACUUUUUAUGAUCACUGAUGUAGGUUGGCCAACACCUUGUUUAUGGGAAGAAAUGUUUUUAGUGCUAUUAUAACUCAUACAAAACGAUUCAACGAAAAGAUGUCAUAUUAGAAUGAGUGAUGUUUCACAGGAACACUGGAAAUGUUUUCUCCAUCGCUUCAAGUGUUCAAGUGUUAAAUAAUGAUAAGCAUUGAGGUGAUUGGUUAAUUAUACUGCAGCUCUGUGCUACUGUGCAAAAGUCUUAGGCAGCAAUACAGUAUGUUUGAGCAAUGCUAUAAUGACCAGUGAGCCAUUACAGCACCGGAAUGUGACGCUGUAGAGAGCAGACCUCCGCCAAGGCCGUUGUCCAGUUAGUGGCUAUUCAUGUUUGGCACCACUGUACACCUUAAACAUGGUUUAGAAAGUGUUAUAAGUGGUAAAUAAUGAUGUUAUAAACACAAUAACUCAUUAAUACACAUUUGUAAACAACACAUGCUAUCAUUUUCUUGCCUUUAUAAAGCAUUAACACACUGUUGAUGACCAAUUUAUAAAGUAUACUCUUAUGAAGUGGUCAAGUGAACAAAAUAUUCAUAUUUCUUUUAUAAUUAAAUAAUCAUUACUAAUAAUUAUCGCCUGAGUGCAAUCGAGAUUUGUUGAUGUGAUCAAUAAAAGUAGCAAAUUGAAUCAUUUUUUAUCAAUGUUUUUAAGCAAAUUGGAACAGUAUUAUGAUAAUAUUCACAGCCAUGAUCAUUUUGGUCACAAUAAUUAUAUCCAGUUGUCCCUCGCCACAAUUUCCACUCGAUCACGUUUUUUUCAAAAAUGUAUUAAUUCAUAAAUCAUGUUGUUUCGUGGUAGAAUGUGGGCUGUUAUUAGUCAAAAGAUAUGCAUAUCGAAGCACAUGUGACAUAUUUUUGCCUAAAUCAAACAUGUUCAACCAUAAAAACGGUUCAAAUGACUAAAAUAGAAAUAUAAAGCCUUCAGAAGAUGCAUUGAAAAGCAUUCUGCUAUGUAGGAUUCUACACUGGUCACUAGGUGUCAGUCAUGUUACCGGUGAGACACGAGCAUCAGACUCCAUCGCAGGAGCAACAAGCUUUCAUUGCAGGUUUGUAUUUUCUCACAGCAAGCACAAAUUAAAUCAUCAUAAUGAUAACACGGGCUACUGUUGCAGUCGUAAUCCACUCCCAGCUGAAACUCAACUCUGAACCCACAGACGUCAUGUCUACUCGGCUCUAAUAAUGUUUUAUGCGCUAGCUAGAAAACUAUUUCAUUUCUAAAUAAGGAAUCCUACUUUGAAAUUCACUUAUCACGGUCGGGUUUUAGAAGCAAUUCAUUGUGAUAAACGAGGGAUUACUGUACAUAUUAUUUAAUGUCACGGUAGUGUGUAAAAACAAAGCGGCGGCUAAAGACUUUUGCGCAUGACAUAUACUCUACAUUUAGUUUCUUCUUGACGAUGGAGAAGUUGACAGUGACUGCUUCUUUAGUUUAGGAUGGCUUUCCAGUGUUCCUGUGAGAGAGCAGCUCAUAAUAAUGCAUCUGUAACUGCAUUAGAGACAACUGUUCUCACGAGAGCUUUUUCAUGACCUUCUUGGCCCCAAAGCGACGCCCCGUGUCUGUGUAAACGAGGAGAAACCACUCAGACGGGAUGUGGUUCCUCCCAGUGGCAUAUGGACACACGCGUAGGCUUCAGUUCCAUUCGACUCUAUUGCAAUGUUUGAGAUCCACUAUUUUGUAUGACCCAGAGAAAGACAUAAAUAACGCGAGCAGACAGUAUGUGAAUGCAGCCUCAUAACCUGUUGUCAAAGAGACUCACACUUUAUCAGCUACAGUAUUUUGAAGAUUUGAGAAUAAAG
Molecule: messenger RNA, 19511 nt
Organism: Dunckerocampus dactyliophorus (ringed pipefish)
Lineage: Eukaryota; Metazoa; Chordata; Actinopteri; Syngnathiformes; Syngnathidae
Product: CUB and sushi domain-containing protein 1-like
Exons: 75
Coding region: 379-11220 (3613 amino acids)
Source: RefSeq, a predicted model, not a curated record